AACAAAGGGUAGAUUCGUAAACAUAUGGUCCGGAGAUUAGGGCAAUCAUCCCCAGUUCAGCGCCAGAACAAAGUGCACCCCACACAAAACCUCAACCCUUUUUGUAGCGAUAGGCUGUUUGGCUUCAGAACUCACUGCAUACUACCAACUCCAGUCCACCGAAGCCUCUCCCCCCAGAAACCCUAGAAGAUGUCAGGCGGUUUUUUCCGGGGGACGUCGGCCGAUCAGGACACUCGGUUCUCGAACAAACAAGCCAAGCUCAUGAAAUCGCAGAAGUUCGCCCCUGAACUGGAGAACCUGGUGGACAUGACGAAGGUGAAGAUGGAUGUUAUGAGACCGUGGAUUGCGAACAGGGUGACCGAGCUCCUUGGAUUCGAAGACGAAGUUCUUAUCAACUUCAUCUAUGGUCUUCUAGAUGGGAAGGUAGUUAAUGGAAAGGAGAUUCAGAUUUCUCUGACCGGAUUCAUGGAGAAAAAUACUGGUAAGUUUAUGAAAGAGCUUUGGAUUCUUCUUCUCAGUGCCCAAAAGAAUGCGAGCGGCGUCCCUCAACAGUUUCUUGAUGCGAAAGAAGAGGAGACUAGGAAGAAGAAGGCUGAGACUGAUAGGAUAUCAAGUGAAAUUCAAAAGAAGAAAGAGAGAGAGGGUAGAGAACUUGAGCAAGAGAAAAUGAAGAAGAUGGACGGCGAGGUUGACAACUCGAGAGCUAAUAAUGUUGAGCACGAGCUUAGGACUUCUAGUGCUCAUUCCCUAGAGGAGAAGGGGACUGGUGAUAGGAAUGGCUCAAGACGAAGGACCAGGGUAUCUAGAUCUCCGCAUUCAGCUGACCACUCCUCUUUGUCUCCUCCAAAUAGACGUUCGAGAUCAAUAAGCAAGUCAUUUUCCAAUUCCAGAAGUUAUUCAGAAGAGAGACGUAAGUCGAGAAGUAUAUCUGAAUCUCCUCAUAACAGAAGCCGCUCAAUUUCUUCUGAAAGGUUGAAACGCUCUCCUCCAAGACGGUCUGUUACACCUCCUUCAAGACGUAGGCCAUUUCAUUCUAGGAGAAGAUCCACAUCACGCCCACGUCUUCGAUCGCCUUCGCCUAUGCGCCGUAGAUUGCGUUCUCCUCCAAGGCGCAGGUCCCGGUCUCCAAUUCGACUUAGGUCGCGAUCACCUGUACGACGUAGAUCUAGGUCUCCCGUACGAUACAGAUCACGUUCACCCAUUCGACGUGGAUCUCCAUCUCCUGUUCGUCGGAGAUCACGAUCUCCGGUGCGGCGUAGAUCACCCUAUACUGUGCGCCGCAGAUCACCAUCUCCUGUGAGACGGCGGUACCGAAGAUCUCCAUCUACUCCCCGACACAGGUCUCCAUCACCAAGGCUACGGAGAUCCCCAAUUCCCAGCCGCAGGAGAUUGCCAACUCCUCCCAGACACAGGUCUCCUUCACCUGAACAGUGGAGUUCUCCAUCUCCAGCACGCCGCUUGUUGCCUUCACCAGGCAGAAGGAAAUCACCAAAACGCCAGAGGAGGUCACCUGUGCAAUCUCCUAGGGAAAGAAACAGGACGUUUGAGAAGCUCUCUCCUAUCCGACAUGCUCGCACAAGAGACAAUGCUGAAAGCUCUGCUGAGAUUCGUAAGGGGAUAGAUUCUGGUGUGCUUCGCACCCCCAUUUCUUUGAGAUCACCACAGAGAGAUCCACUGGAUCGGGAUGACACCCAUAAGAAACCAUACUCCUCAUCGCCUUCACCAGAUAGGUCUCAAUCUCAUUCAGGACCUCCACCAGGCUCUAGGAGAAGAAGUCCUAGUGAAGAUAGGAGGUCAUUCAGCCCAUAUGUGAGCCCCGUGAAGCAAACAAAGGAACAAAAACUCCGAGAUAUCAGUGCAAGCCCUCCGGCUAAACCAAGAGAUCAAAAUCCUCGUCUUGGCAUUCCGGUGACUAGAGUGGAGAAAGAAGAAACCUAUGGCAGGGGCAGUGGUGAUCAGAAGCUGAAAUCUUCAGAGAAAAGAUCUGCACAUGUAUCGACAGUUGAUGACCGUAAAGCUUCACGUGAGAGGGUUCCUUACAAGGAUGAUGAUACCUCUGAAAGGGUUGGUGGUCGCCAUUCUAUUGAAAUUCGGAGCCGCCCUGAUGGCCUGGAAUUAAGAAAGAAAGACCAGGAGAUAAGAAGUGCGAAAACAUCUAAAAGUGUAAUUCAUCCUGAAGUUGCUGUGCAACAAAAGUUACUGUCAAUUAAGGAAGACACUUCAUUGAGUGAGAGGCAUCGGGUAUCAUCUCCUGAAGACAUUACCAAAUAUGAUAAGAAGGAUGACUCUCGUUCUGAUGAGGUCAAGGGCAGUAAGGUAUUUCAAGCUUCAUUGAAGUCGAUAGAAGGCGAUGAGGAAGAUAGAAGUGGUUCCCUAAGUUCUGGCUCUCUGGAAAGAGAUAAGCGCCAUCAUGAAGUUCGUGAAAAAAGAAAACAUAAAAGGUCUGAAAGGAAAGAAGUGGCAUCAGAUGACAGUGAUGAUUCUAAAAUAGAGGGUAGGAAGGAUGCCAAGAGAAGAAGGAAGGAGGAGAAGAAAUUGAGAAAGGACGAGCGGCGUCGACGGAAGGAAGAGAGGCGUCGUAGGAGGGAAGAGCGACGACGUGCAGAGAAGUUGAAGGAAAAGUCAAUUGAGACAGUUUCUCCACCCACGGACUAUGAGAAAAACAAUGAUGGUAAUGCUUCUGAUAGUGAACGCAUUGUGAGGACGGAGUCUGGUGCAAGCGAUGCUGAAGUAACAGAGACUGAGCAGAAAAGGCUUGAGAUUGAAUUACGAAAAAAGGCUCUUGAAUCACUUAGAGCAAAAAGGGGCGUUGGGCAUUAAAUUUGUUUUGCUUUAGAACUUUCACCUGUUAUUUUAACGUUUUAAUCUUGCUGAUUGGUACCUUUUAAAGUUUACUGGAAACUUUGUGUUUCGGCCAAGUGUAUUAUUGAUAGCUGUUUGAUGUAGCCUGUGUUUACUGCUGGCAGCUGAAAUGGAUAUAUGAGGAUUCCCUGAGUUUGAUGA
Rhododendron vialii is the source of this 3003-nucleotide messenger RNA. RefSeq lists its product as uncharacterized. Gene Ontology annotation, cellular component: spliceosomal complex. Gene Ontology annotation, biological process: regulation of mRNA splicing, via spliceosome; mRNA processing. The coding region runs from base 190 to 2820 and encodes 876 amino acids. The record is from RefSeq and is a predicted model, not a curated record. Gene Ontology annotation, molecular function: RNA binding. The transcript has 13 exons. NCBI's taxonomy places the organism in Eukaryota, Viridiplantae, Streptophyta, Magnoliopsida, Ericales, Ericaceae.